ACGUGGCGGGCGCGGCGGGGCCGGGCCUGCAGCCGGCGCGGUGCCGGUAGCGCCAUGUCGCUGCGGGAGCGCAGCCCGGGCCGUGUCGUCGAGGACGGGGAGGAUGCGGCACAGGCGCUGGCAGAGCCCGACGGUUCGGACCGGUGCCUGUCGCUGCUGCCCUGGGACCGCUUCUCGGCCUGGCUGCACUGCGUGUGUGUGGUGGGCUUCGACCUGGAGCUGGGCCAGGCCGUGGAGGUAAUAUAUCCUCCACAUUCAAAACUCACAGAUAAAGAGAAAACCAAUAUUUGCUAUUUGUCUUUUCCAGAUUCUAAUUCAGGUUGUCUUGGGGACACACAGUUUUGUUUUAGAUUUCGACGGUCUCCUGGAAGGAAAGUCUCAUUCUGCUGUUUUCUGGACCAGCUGGAUAGAGAUCUACCAGUUUACUUAAAGAAAGAUCCAGCUUAUUACUAUGGCUAUGUAUAUUUCAGACAAGUUCGAGACAAAUCAUUAAAAAGAGGCUAUUUCCAGAAGUCGCUGGUCCUGAUCAGCAAGCUGCCUUACGUCCAUCUCUUCCGCACCAUGCUUAAGCAAAUAGCUCCAGAGUAUUUUGAAAAAAGUGAAGCUUUCCUGGAAGCAGUUUGUAGUGAUGUUGACCAUUGGCCACCACCAAUUCCAGGGAAAAUACUGCAUUUGCCUGUUAUGGGUAUUAUAAUGAAGUUGCGAAUUCCAACAUACCGUGACAAGCCUGGAACAACGCCAGUAGUACAGAAUAUGCACCAGGCAGAUGCUCAGAUCUCCAUGGCUUUACCAACUGUUCAUGAAGUAGAUCUUUUCAGGUGUUUCUGUCCAGUGUUCUUUCACAUCCAGAUGCUUUGGGAACUAGUACUACUAGGAGAACCACUUGUUGUGAUGGCACCAUCACCAUCAGAGUCUUCAGAAACCGUGUUGGCACUUGUUAGUUGUAUUUCACCGUUAAAGUACUGCAGUGAUUUCAGGCCAUAUUUCACCAUACAUGACAGUGAAUUCAAAGAGUAUACAACUCGCACACAAGCCCCACCAUCUGUCAUUCUAGGGGUGACAAAUCCUUUUUUUGCUAAAACACUUCAGCACUGGCCUCAUAUUAUCCGAAUUGGAGAUCUUAAACUUCCAGGUGAAGUUCCAAAGCAGGUGAAAGUGAAAAAACUGAAGAACCUAAAAACUUUGGACUCCAAACCUGGUGUUUAUACCUCUUACAAGCCAUACUUGAACAAAGAUGAAGAAAUAGUUAAGCAGCUACAAAAGGGAGUACAACAGAAACGCCCUACAGAAGCACAGAGUGUGAUUCUUCGGCGCUAUUUUUUGGAAUUGACGGAAAGUUUCAUUAUUCCAUUAGAACGUUACGUGGCAAGUCUAAUGCCUUUGCAAAAAUGCAUAUCACCAUGGAAGAGUCCACCACAGCUGAGGCAGUUUAGCCAAGAUGACUUCAUGAAGACACUGGAAAAAGCAGGACCACAGCUCACAUCAGGUUUAAAAGGGGACUGGAUAGGACUUUACAGGCAUUUUUUGAAAUCGCCAAACUUCGACGGUUGGUUUAGGAGCCGGCAGAAAGAAAUGACACAGAAGUUGGAGGCCCUUCAUUUAGAAGCCCUCUGUAAUGAGAACUUGGUUUUCUGGAGUCAGAAACAUACUGAAGUAGAAACAGUGGAUCUUGUCUUAAAGUUAAAGAAUAAAUUGUUGCAGGCUGACAGAGAACAUCUUCCUGUGAAAACUGACACAUUGAAAAAGCUGCAGACACACAUCAAUGACAUUAUACUAGCACUUCCAGAUGACUUACAGGACAUCUUGCUCAAAACUGGCACAACAUGAUUUCUACUGGACUUUUUUGUGCAGAAAACAGAAGGCAAGUGUAGUUCCACAGAAGACAGUGGCUUAUCAAGUUGGGAACACAGCUCUAAACAGUAUAUUAACACUACAAGUGGACUGUACUAAUCAUAUAGCCCACUAUACUAUUUUCACUGUUUUUUCCACUUAACUACCAAUGCAACAAAAAAAAAUCCUGUGUCUAAUAAUGUCUGAAAUAAGUGCUCUUAAAAAAAAAUCUGUGGGCAUAAUGAAACUAUACCACAGCCUAGGACCACAGUGCAGUGCUGGCAUUGCAGAAUGUUUUCCAAUUGGUGCUGCUAUACCCAAUCCUGUUAACUCAGGGGUAAGCAAUAUUGAUCCUGUAACUGUCCUGUUGAUGUAGUAUCUGAUUACUUUUUUUUUUUCCUUUCGUCUUUUAGUUUUCAUCUAGUGAUAGUCCAACUGACAUAUUAUGUGUCUUGGUCAAAAUACAUUAUAAUUGAGGUAUUUUACUGGUAAAUCAUGGCUCUCCAAACUGUUUCAGGGACAGCUGAAAUAAUCACAUCCAUUCUUAACUUUCUUCCUUCCUCCUUCUUAACUGCCUUUCCAAAGACAUAUUAAU
Pezoporus flaviventris is the source of this 2425-nucleotide messenger RNA. It is a transcript of the gene DENND6A, whose product is annotated as DENN domain containing 6A. NCBI's taxonomy places the organism in Eukaryota, Metazoa, Chordata, Aves, Psittaciformes, Psittacidae. Gene Ontology annotation, molecular function: guanyl-nucleotide exchange factor activity. Gene Ontology annotation, cellular component: recycling endosome. The transcript has 20 exons. The record is from RefSeq and is a predicted model, not a curated record. Bases 55 to 1827 code for a protein of 590 amino acids.